AUGGACCUCUCUCGCAUCCUCGCGCCCAUGGAAUUGGACGUUUUUGACGACCACGACAUGACCGACGCCUCCAUGUCGUCGUCGCCCCGGUCGUCCAACGGCGGCGACUCGCCGCGCGCCUCGUCGACGCCGCACCUCCGCAUGGGCAAGUGGUUUCCCGAAGAAGAGCAAUACGCGCUAGUGCUCAUCGAGUGCUUUAUUCUCGGUGCAUUCGCCGACCUCGCGACAGGCACGUCGCUCCGAUCGUUCCUCGCGGAGAAGCUCCAGUGCCCACCCAUGCGCAUCUCCAAAAAGUUCUCGGGCGAAGGCCACCACCUCAACUUUGCCGGCGUCUCGAUCCCCAAGAAGCUCGGCCAGAAGCGCUACUUGCGCCAGAACGUCGACGCGCUCGCGGCUGCCAAGCUCGCGUCGCUCGGCGAUCUCAAGGCGUCCUUUCUGCGUGCGGUCGCUGAAGAGAAGCAGCUCGACCUCGCGGUCAAGGACAAGCUGCCGAAGCGCGCGAUGCGCAGUGAGCGCGGCGGUCUCUCGUUCGCAGCCAACAACCGCGUCGGCUACUGGUCGCGCGAAGAACAGACGUACGCGAGCAAGCUCAUCGAAGCCUUCAUGAAGGGCCAGCUUCAGCUGCGCAAGGGCACGUCGCUCCGGUCGUUCCUGGCGCACCGCCUUGGCUGCAACCCGAUGCGCGUCUCCAAGAAGCUCGCGACGUGCGCGAUUGCGGGCAUGGAGAUUCCCCGGCGCAUUGGCACGGCGACGUACCAGCCCAAGAUGUACCAAGACGCGAGCAUGGCCGAGAUCCUCCAGACCGAGCGCGAGCUGCAGUCGCUGCGGGCGCUCUGCUUUGGCGAGUCCAUCGAUCUCCUUAGCUCCUUCUCGAUGCUGUGCGCGGCCGCCCAGACGACCACUGUCGGGCACUAA
This is a messenger RNA of Saprolegnia parasitica CBS 223.65, 915 nucleotides long. RefSeq lists its product as hypothetical. Bases 1 to 915 code for a protein of 304 amino acids. NCBI's taxonomy places the organism in Eukaryota, Oomycota, Saprolegniomycetes, Saprolegniales, Saprolegniaceae. The transcript has 2 exons. The record is from RefSeq and is a predicted model, not a curated record.